This is a messenger RNA of Eupeodes corollae, 1077 nucleotides long. RefSeq names its product trypsin alpha-3. The record is from RefSeq and is a predicted model, not a curated record. Gene Ontology annotation, molecular function: serine-type endopeptidase activity. Lineage: Eukaryota; Metazoa; Arthropoda; Insecta; Diptera; Syrphidae. Gene Ontology annotation, biological process: proteolysis. The transcript has 4 exons. The coding region runs from base 81 to 998 and encodes 305 amino acids.
GUCAAUCAACAACCAGUGUUCUGUCUACACUGCCAUAAUUUUUCACUUCGAUUUUUUUUUAUAAUUUUAAUUUUUUUGAAAUGAUUUUAAGAUCCAAUAAAUUGACAUUAUGGCGCCUAAAUCUGAUUUUAAUCUGUCUGAUGACUUCAAAAAUUUUAAUCAUACAAGCCGACAACGAUGAUCCACAAGCUAGAAUAAUUAAUGGUGAAUUAGCAAAAUCUGACAAUACCAAACAUCAAGUUUCAAUUCGUAUUAAAUCAAUGGAUUAUCCAUUUGGAAGCGGACACAUUUGUGGUGGGUCUUUAAUUGGACCCAAAAAAGUUUUGACAGCUGCACAUUGUGUAUACAAUUCUGAGAAAAAGAAAUUCCGUGAGCCAAGAGAAUUUUCCGUAGUUAUGGGAACAUUAAAUCGAUUUAAGCCAAGUGGAACAAUAAGUUCUGAUGUAACAUCUUUAGCAUAUUUAAAAACAUUUGACAUUAAAACAAUGACAGAUGAUGUGGCGAUAAUGUUUUUAAAGAAAGGUCUAGCAGUAAAUGGAACACAUCCAAAAAUUCAACCAAUUGCUUUAAAUAAUUUCACGUUGCCACCAGGAUAUAUUUGUCAAGUUUCUGGUUGGGGUAAAACACAUAGUAGUAAUAAGGACCUUCCGGCAGAGCUGCGCAUCACAAAUGUAUCAAUUGUUGCAAAAAAAGAUUGCGUGGUUCCUUAUGGCAACGCAAUUAAACCUGGAAUGCUUUGUGCUGGUUUGAUGUUAGGUGGAAAUGAUGCUUGCCAAGGGGACUCCGGUGGACCGUUGGUGUAUAAUAAUGCCCUUGUAGGAAUUGUUUCCUGGGGUUCUGGAUGUGGCCAAAGAGCGUAUCCUGGUGUAUAUGCCGAUGUGAAAUACUAUAUUAACUGGAUAACAAAAACAAAUGCUAGUGGUAAAUUAAGUUGGAGCAUAAGAACUAUGUCAAUUGGGAUAGUAAUUUUGAUUUUCAACUCAGUUAACUUUAUUUAAUAUAUACAUAUUUAUAUGUUUGUAGGUAUUUAGGAACAUUUAUGUUUGUAAGAAAAAAAAAUUAAAUUAUUAUUACGUA